CCUGCUGAUUUCACUGUGAAGUGAAAAUUCAGUUAAGGUUUCCUCGACGAUUUCAGGUAGCGAAUUUUAUUAACAAAAACGACUACCUGGUCCAAGUCACUCAAGUUUUUGAUUUCGGGCGGAGCAGCGUGUUAAACAUUUGGUCAGAUUAUUGUGUGACUUAAUUUGUCGCCUGUUUGAUGGGUCACGAUCUUUUGCCAUUGAAGUGAACUAAGAAAAAAGUGCUUGCAUGAACUGUUCAGACUGAAACUGGAAUAAUGGCUUGUGCUAGCGCAACGACUGCUAGCAACAUGGAUGUGGUAGCGCCAGCAAACGUUUCCGUGGCCUCCCGGCCGUCUCGAUUCACAAUGGAGGGCGUUGGAUCGCGGGUUAUCCGUGGACCCGACUGGAAGUGGGGCAAGCAGGACGGCGGUGAGGGCCACGUCGGAACGGUGCGCAAUUUCGAAUCUCAGGAGGAGGUGGUAGUCGUGUGGGACAAUGGCACGGCGGCAAACUAUCGGUGCGCCGGUGCGUACGACCUGCGCAUCCUGGACAGCGCCCCCACGGGAAUCAAGCACGAGGGCACCAUGUGCGAUACCUGCCGCCAGACGCCGAUCUUCGGCAUACGCUGGAAGUGUGCCGAGUGUAACAACUACGAUUUGUGCUCGAUUUGUUAUCACGGUGAUAAGCAUCACAUGAGGCAUCGAUUUCAUCGAAUUUCAACGCCGGGCGGGGAGAAAACGAUGCUGGAACCACGGCGAAAGACGAAGAAGAUUGCAGUGCGCGGUAUUUUUCCCGGCGCACGGGUCGUGCGCGGUGUGGACUGGCAAUGGGAGGAUCAGGACGGCGGAAACGGUCGACGCGGUAAAGUGAAUGAGAUUCAAGAUUGGUCUUCAGCCUCGCCGCGAUCGGCUGCCUAUGUGGUUUGGGACAACGGAGCUAAAAAUUUGUACCGCGUCGGUUUCGAAGGUAUGGCCGAUUUGAAAGUGGUUAACGAUUCCAAAGGAACGAACGUGUAUCGUGAUCAUUUACCCGUGCUGGGUGAGUACGGUCCCGGACGGGGACCGCACAGUUUCCAGAUUGGUGAUCAAGUGACAGUGGAUUUGGAGAUUGAAAUUGUGCAGUCGCUUCAACAUGGCCACGGUGGAUGGACUGACGGCAUGUACGAGUGCAUGAAUACCACCGGAACGGUGGUAGGCAUUGAUGAGGAUCAUGAUAUCGUGGUGGCUUAUCCAAGUUCUCACAGAUGGACCUUCAAUCCGACCGUGCUAACGAUCGUGUCUCCUCCAGCUUCGCUGCACAGCGAAAGUCAAUCCCAGCAGUUUGCGGUGGGUGAUUUUGUUAAGAUCUGCAGCGAUUUGGAAAGGAUUAAAAUCUUGCAACGUAGUCAUGGAGAAUGGGCCGAGGCUAUGCUGCCGACACUUGGAAAAGUUGGUCGCGUGCAGCAAGUGUAUCAUGAUAACGAUUUGAAGGUGGAAGUUUGCAACACCUCGUGGACCUACAACCCAUUAGCUGUCACAAAGGUGGCAUCAUCAUCCGAUGGUUCGACUGCCGUUACUACCAACGGUGAGCGACUGUCGGCUAUAUUAAAGAAACUGUUUGAACCGCACGCUUCGGGCGAUACCACUGAGGAGCUCGUGAAAGCAGCCGCAAAUGGCGAUGUCAGCAAAGUUGAAGAGUUUCUUUCCGGAGCUGCCGCACAAAAUGUGGCUGCUGCUUCCUCUAGCUCGCAGGACUCUUCGCAGGUGGUAAAGGUAGACGUUAACGGAGUAUUUGCUGGGCACACUGCUCUCCAAGCAGCCAGCCAGAACGGACAUUUGGAAGUGAUUCAGGUGUUGCUUCGAUAUAAGGCGGACGUUGAAAUUGAAGAUAAGGAUGGCGAUCGUGCGGUUCACCAUGCCGCGUUCGGAGACGAACCGGGUGUUAUGGGACUGUUGGCCAAAGCUGGUGCUGAUCUAAAUGCUCGCAAUAAACGACGACAAACAGCUCUUCACAUCGCGGUUAACAAGGGUCAUUUCAAUGUGGUUAAAACACUAUUGGAACUCAAAUGUCACACGAGCUUGCAGGAUUCCGAGGGAGAUACCCCGCUGCAUGAUGCCAUUUCGAAGGAACAUGAUAACAUGCUUUCGCUGUUAUUGGACAAUGGCGCUGAUAUCACUUUGACCAACAACAAUGGCUUCAACGCUUUGCAUCACGCCGCUUUGAAGGGCAAUCCCAGUGCUAUGAAAAUUUUGCUCACAAAAACCAACCGCUUGUGGAUUGUGGAGGAGAAAAAAGACGACGGCUACACGGCGCUACACCUGGCUGCUCUGAAUAAUCACGUGGAGAUAGCCGAGCUGCUCGUAAAGAUGGGCCGGGCCAACAUGGAUUGUCAGAAUGUGAAUCUGCAAACCGCGCUGCAUCUGGCCGUUGAGCGGCAACACGUGCAGAUCGUUAAAUUGCUGGUACGCGAGGGUGCCAAUUUGAACAUUCCGGAUAAGGACGGCGACACGCCGUUGCACGAAGCUUUGCGACACCACACACUGUCCCAGUUGCGUCAGCUGCAGGACGUCGAAGGAUUCGGCAAAAUACUUAUGGGUUUGAGAAAUAACACCGACAAGAAGGCAUCCGCUUCGAUUGCAUGUUUCCUGGCGGCUAACGGUGCCGAUUUGACAAUCAAAAACAGAAAACUUCAAACUCCGUUGGACCUCUGCCCGGAUCCGAACCUCUGCAAGACGCUGAUCAAGUGUUACAACGAGCGAAAAACCGACGAUAUGGACAUGAGUGCUGCUGCCGGCGCAGGGCUUCCCGCGUCCGGCUUGCUGCGCAACACGGCCAACAAUCCUGCGGGAGGCGCUCCAAAUCCGUCAGCCGCGUCUGGGUCGCUGCUGGCUGCGGGCAGCUCGACCGGUGGAAUACCGCCCGGUGUGGUCGAUGCCAAUCUGCUGAACGAUCUUAACAAAAUGUCCAUUCAACCGAACAUCAGCGGACAGUCGAACAACAUCUCCACGCCGACCGGUAAUCCGUUGGACGAAUGUCUGCUCUGCUCGGAUCAAAAACGCGAUACAGUAUUCAAACCAUGUGGGCAUGUAGUUUGCUGCGAUAACUGUGGUCCAAGAAUCAAAAAAUGUCUAAUCUGUCGGGAAUCGGUUUCGGAGCGGGAGACCAUUGGCGAGUGUUUGGUUUGUUCCGAUCGGAAAGCAUCGGUGUUCUUCAAACCGUGCGGACAUAUGGUUGCGUGCGAUAAUUGUGCUCAAAUCAUGAAAAAGUGCGUUCAGUGCAGAACACAAAUCGACCAGAAAGUGCCACUUUCGGUGUGCAGCGGUGGUCCGGGACAGAUUAUCACCGUACAGCACCAGCGAGAUGAGAAGAAGGACCAGACCGGUAAUCAGACGCUGUUGCAGGGUAUGAACAAGAGUGGCCACGGUGUUGCAAUGAAUAACACUACGUCACCGAACGUUAGUACCGUGAGUGGUACACCAACAGCGCUUAAUACAACGAAAAAUAUUAGCAACGGAGGUGUGGCUCCUAGCAAUCUUACCCUGAGAGAUGACAUGCAGAAACUACGCCCGGAUGACGUUCAAAAGCUACAGCAGCAGCUGCAGGACAUCAAGGAACAGACAAUGUGUCCAGUGUGUUUUGAUCGGAUCAAAAACAUGGUAUUCCUUUGUGGCCACGGAACCUGUCAGAUGUGCGGAGAUCAAAUCGAAGGAUGUCCGAUCUGUCGCAAGACGGUUGAGAAGCGAAUCAUAAUGUUCUAGGUGAACAAAGCGCUAUACCUACUUAUCACGAGCUGCUACCACUGGAGUGGCUUGAAAUACUCGAGCAAAUCAAAACUAGAAUUUAAUGUAAUGCAUGAAUUUUGUUCACACUAAGAAUAUUGAUGGUUAUAAAACUUUUUUGGGCUAAAUUCCGCAACCAAGCCGUUGUCAAAUUGGUGUUCGAAAGAAUUAAAACUGGACAAAAAAACUUUAACUUCCGAAUAAUCUUGCCUUCCAAAUUACUUUGCAAUCAGUGUGGAUCGAUGGGUGUACCGUCGGUGAAAUACCAGUGUCAGAAUGAGAAUAAAAGGAUGCAACAGUGUUUUUAGUGACCAGUUGAAGUGCCGGUUUUCGGCUGAAAGCCCAUAAGGAUAGGAAAAGAGAAUUGUUAAAGUCUAGCAUGGUUUGUAUAACAGUUCAAGGUUUUCUAGCAGAGAAGCUCAAUAUUUAACUCUCCCUUGAUUGGACUUAUUCUCACUGUUUCUGUAGAGUGUAAAUAAAAGUGGUAAACGGUUUAAUUUAAUUUCGCAAAACACUCGGUUCUUAAAUAUUGCACGAAUUUUUAAAUUUUAUUUGUCUUGAGUUUGUAUCACGAUUUCAUUUUAUUCAAAAAUAACUAUCAGCACUAAUGAGGAAGGGUUUAAACCUAUUCUAAAGCAAAUAGUUGUGGAAAGAAAAAUAGUUUCCAACUAAUAUUUACAGAACACUCAAUGCUUACAAUCAAGAGAAGAAGCAAGGAUUCUAAUUGUGCAGAUCUUAGAUCUAGCUUUCCAGUCUAAGGAAUUAAUAAACCAGAAUUAUAAAAACCUUGAUAAAAACUGUAUUAGGCACAAAACAGCAAUGUCACUACAAAAUCAUAAUCGCAUACAAUCUAUUGUAAUAGUGCACUAUGUACACACCAUAAAGACAAAAUAUAUAGUUCCCUCUGAGUGGACUUUCGCCACGG
This is a messenger RNA of Sabethes cyaneus, 4665 nucleotides long. RefSeq names its product E3 ubiquitin-protein ligase mind-bomb (gene mib1). Lineage: Eukaryota; Metazoa; Arthropoda; Insecta; Diptera; Culicidae. The coding region runs from base 258 to 3719 and encodes 1153 amino acids. The transcript has 5 exons. Gene Ontology annotation, cellular component: cytoplasm. Gene Ontology annotation, molecular function: protein binding; zinc ion binding; ubiquitin-protein transferase activity. Gene Ontology annotation, biological process: protein ubiquitination. The record is from RefSeq and is a predicted model, not a curated record.